ACAUUUAUCUCGUGCUUUUCGCAGAACGAUUCCCGAGUGAGUGAUUUAAUUUUGUCCAUUCAUUUCCUAUCUUCGUGAAAUUCCAACUUCCGAAAAUGUCCGGCUACACAGAGGAAUACCUCAAGCAGAAGCUGACCGAAAAGCUGGAAGCAACUCAUGUGGAAGUCAUAGAUGAGUCCGACGGUUGUGGAGGAAAGUUCAACGCCAUCAUCGUUUCGCCACAAUUCCAGGGAAAAGCUCUGCUGCAACGACAUCGUCUGGUGAACGCCGCCCUCGCCGAAGAGCUGAAAACGAUUCACGCGUUCUCGCAGAAGACGUACACCCCGGAACAGUGGGCCGCCGAAGGGCAUUAGCAUAAAA
Molecule: messenger RNA, 360 nt
Organism: Culex quinquefasciatus (southern house mosquito)
Lineage: Eukaryota; Metazoa; Arthropoda; Insecta; Diptera; Culicidae
Product: bolA-like protein 2
Exons: 3
Coding region: 96-353 (85 amino acids)
Biological process (GO): intracellular iron ion homeostasis
Cellular component (GO): cytosol; nucleus
Molecular function (GO): 2 iron, 2 sulfur cluster binding
Source: RefSeq, a predicted model, not a curated record